CAAAACAAACCCAGAUUCGCCGCCGCCGCGAGAGAAGUUCCGAGAAGUCUGACAAUUCGACUCGACAGCUAAACGAAAUUCGUGGUUCAAAAUUAUCAAUAAUAUUACUUGAUUCUACUUCGCUUCUUGUGUUUUUUCGAGAAAAAGUGGCAAAAAUGGUUUCCGGUGGUAUGGCGUGUGUGAAAUACCUGCUAUUCGUCUUCAACCUGAUUUUUGCGAUAACUGGGGUCGUGCUCAUCUCAUUCGGUGGCGUAAUUUUGGCGACUUAUCAUGACUACAGUAAUUUCGUCGACAACUGGUUAUUUGCAGCGCCAGUUUUAAUGAUAAUAGUCGGCGUGAUAGUCUUCCUCGUAUCGUUCUUCGGAUGUUGUGGAGCUGUGAAGGAAAAUCACUGCAUGAUAAUAACGUUCUCUGUUUUGUUGCUGCUGAUAUUCGCCCUGGAAUUAGGUGCUGGAAUUUCAGGAUACAUUAUGCGGGGUAAAGUAGGCACGAUGCUAGAAUCUCGCAUGAACGGAACAAUGCAUCAAUACAAUGAAGAUGAGAAAGUCAAAAAUUCCUGGAAUAUCAUGCAACACGAUCUUGACUGCUGUGGAAUCAAUGGUCCUGCAGAUUGGUCCAAAGCUGGAUUCAGAGACAAUACUUUGCCGAUUUCCUGCUGCCAGAACGUUCCAAUGAAGAACACAACUGACAAAAAUUCUAGGGGAACUUGUGACAUGAACUCGAUUUCCGUUCGAGACAAAGGCUGCGUCAAUAAACUUCGAUCCUUCAUCGAGGAUAAAGCUGUAGUCUUAGGUGGAGUUGGAGUAGGAAUCGCUCUUGUUCAGUUGAUUGGAGUUAUCUUUGCGUGCUGUUUGGCUCGCUCGAUUCGCCGUGAAUACGAGACAGUCGAAACCACAGCACACUGAUCAGCCACCACUUAGGAGGCAUAUUAACAUAAUAAUGUCCAUCAUGCAUUGAUAGAUGACUAUUUAGAUAUUCAUCGCGUUUCUAGACUUUCAACGUGCUUACAAAUUUAUUGGCAAAAGAGGAACGAUUCUCGAAUUUAGAUUUUUAAUUUUCAAAUUUCGCGCCAGAAUAAUCGCAAACCACACUUAGACAUAACCUCCAAUCUUGACCUUGUUUUUGCGCGAAAUUUAAAUUACAAAAUGAAUUCAAUCAUUAAAAACUUCAAUUAAGCGAAAACUGCCAAAUAGACUGAAGUUUUUUAAAAAAGGAAACAUUUCAACACAAACUUGUCGAUUCUUUUGAAUCAAAUUUAGAUUUUUAAAUUUUCUUUUGAAUCAAAUUUUGUUUUAAACAAGAUUCGAUUUGACGAUCGUUCCUCUUUGUUCAACAAGUCGAUAACAACAAUGGGCUAUUUGUUUGAUAUUCCUUGGAGUAGAAAGUGUAUAUUAAAUUAUUAAUAAAAGAUGUACGCUGGCUAUAGUCGCAG
Messenger RNA from Belonocnema kinseyi, 1432 nucleotides. Its product is annotated as CD63 antigen-like. Gene Ontology annotation, cellular component: membrane. The transcript has 6 exons. The record is from RefSeq and is a predicted model, not a curated record. Bases 156 to 905 code for a protein of 249 amino acids. NCBI's taxonomy places the organism in Eukaryota, Metazoa, Arthropoda, Insecta, Hymenoptera, Cynipidae.